CAAACAGGUGGUUCAAAGAAAAUUAAAGAAGCAAACCUUCCGCCGCAUAAGCAUACAGGAACUACAAACUUUUCUGGCGACCAUAUACACUCAUUAAGAGACCACCCAUUAUACAACUCAGACUAUGAAGCCGGUCAUGAUGUUUUAUCUCCAGUUUAUAACGAUUCAACAAAAAAGACUUUUCGACCAACUGAACCAGGAGGAAAUCAUUCACACACUUUCACAACAAAUCCAACAGGCUCGGGUGAAGAUUACAUGCCACCAUUUAUGACUGUAUUUGCAUGGUACCGUCUUGAAUAA
Messenger RNA from Trichomonas vaginalis G3, 300 nucleotides. Its product is annotated as keratin-associated protein family. The annotation marks the transcript as partial. The transcript has a single exon. NCBI's taxonomy places the organism in Eukaryota, Parabasalia, Trichomonadida, Trichomonadidae. The record is from RefSeq and is a predicted model, not a curated record.